This is a messenger RNA of Notothenia coriiceps (black rockcod), 4728 nucleotides long. RefSeq names its product synaptotagmin VIIb (gene syt7b). Gene Ontology annotation, cellular component: plasma membrane; synapse; synaptic vesicle. The transcript is spliced from 12 exons. Gene Ontology annotation, biological process: vesicle fusion; calcium ion-regulated exocytosis of neurotransmitter. Gene Ontology annotation, molecular function: SNARE binding; calcium ion binding; phosphatidylserine binding. NCBI's taxonomy places the organism in Eukaryota, Metazoa, Chordata, Actinopteri, Perciformes, Nototheniidae. The record is from RefSeq and is a predicted model, not a curated record. The coding region runs from base 1 to 1878 and encodes 625 amino acids.
AUGAAGGGGAAGAGGAAUAAGCCUGGGGUGGAGGCCGCCAGUUCUCCAGAUUCUGUGAGAGGUCGAGGGGAAAAUAAAGCUAUCAACCACAAUGACAUGGACAGAGACUUUUGGAAUAACAAUGACAGCAGCAACGUGCAACAGAGGUGGAGCUCCUACCCGCCCAAGGAGUUCCUCUUAAACAUGUCUCCCUAUGCCCCCUACGGAGACCCUCGCCUCACGCCCAAUGGGGCCGGGGAUAAGGGUGGGCAUGGCGGUGCUGGACCCUCGCCGGGGGCCAGUGACAGCGGGGUUGGUGCUUGCUCUGGGGCGGGGCCCAGUCGCAGUGACAGCGUUCGGAGCAUGUUGACGGGGGGAAGCAAGGCCGGGCGCUGGCAGACCAUCCAGAGCCACAUGCAUGCCGGAGGCCUACGGUUUAGCAAUUUCGGAGAUGCUUCCCUCUCCUCUGCCUCCACGCUGGAACACAUCCCAUCCUCGGCCGUGGGGCGCCCUCGUCCCCUGGUCCGCCAGCAAAGCCUCCAACAGCCCCUCACUCACCAACCCCCCCCGGGUCCUAACGACCCCCCAGUAACCUCACAGAGCCUGGGCCAGCUGCACACAGGCCCGGGAGGCGGGGGCCAUCGCGGGGGCCCGCGCGGGGUCCGGGGGAGCCCGGCUGGAGCCUCCCGGUACAGAGGAACUGGGGCAGGUCGAUCGAGGUCAAACCCCGGCAGCUGGGAUCACAUGAUGGAGCAGAUCCGCCACAGAGGACUGGAUGUCAAAUCGUUUUUUGAGGGGAAGAUGGUUGUUCUGUCUCUAGCAAUCGGCCUGGCUGAGCAGGAUGACUUUGCCAACCUCCCAGAUCUACAGGAAGCCCCCGCAGAUGAAGACACUCCGGAAAAGAGGACUCCAGGUAAAGCAGGGAGCAGCCCCAGAGGUCAGACCCCCGACGAGAGUGGCCGCCGUCACGAUGCCAACUCCUCCGUGUCUGACCUGGCCAACUCCGUCACCAGUGACAUGGUAACACCCACUAUCAACACGCUGUCUCCAGGUUCGGAGGAAGAUGACCACGAGGUUCCGGUGUGUGAGAAGCUGGGUCGUGUUCAGUUCAGUGUCGGAUACAGUUUUCAGGACUCCACCCUUACUGUCAAAAUCCUCAAAGGCCAGGAUUUACCUGCCAAGGACUUUUCCGGCACCUCUGACCCGUUUGUCAAACUGUACCUGCUGCCAGAUAAGAAGCACAAACUGGAGACCAAAGUCAAGAGGAAGAAUCUGAACCCUCACUGGAACGAGACCUUCCUGUUUGAAGGGUUCCCCUAUGAUAAGGUGGUCCAGAGGACUCUGUACCUGCAGGUUCUGGACUACGACCGCUUCAGCAGGAACGACCCCAUAGGAGAGGUGUCCAUCCCUCUCAACAAACUGGACCUGGCUAACAUGCAGACUUUCUGGAAGGAGCUGCAACCAUGUAGCGAUGGCAGCGGGAGUCGAGGGGAUCUGCUUGUGUCUCUGUGCUACAACCCCACAGCCAACACCAUCACUGUGAGCAUCAUCAAAGCCCGCAACCUCAAAGCCAUGGACAUUGGAGGCACUUCUGACCCCUAUGUAAAACUGUGGUUGAUGCACAAGGACAAGCGUGUGGAAAAGAAGAAGACGGUGACCAUGAAGCGCUGCCUGAACCCGGUUUUCAACGAGUCCUUCCCGUUCGACGUGCCUGCCCACGUGCUGAGGGAGACCACCAUCAUUAUCACCGUCAUGGACAAGGACAGGCUCAGUCGCAAUGAUGUCAUUGGAAAGAUUUAUCUUUCCUGGAAGAGCGGCCCUGCAGAGGUAAAACACUGGAAAGACAUGAUGGGUCGUCCUCGUAACCCCGUGUCCCAGUGGCAUGCUCUGAAGGCCUGAGGGACCUCAAACAUGCCGAUAGUGUUUUCUCCCCUCACGAUUCAGCCUCCCCUCAGCACAUCCCCCUUACUCCCUAACUACAGUCUUGGGUGCAGACAAUGUGUGUCAUCUCUUUGUUCUCAGGCCUCUUUGAUAUCCUCCGCCCUCAGCCCUUGUGACAGCAUCCUUACAUUUUAACCCCUCAUCAAGUUUAAAUUCCCACCCGACCCCCGUCUCAUCUCUUUGUCUGAACUUAAAAAUGGCUUUGAUGUCUUUACUCACUUCCUCCUUGUGGCCUAUUUCUAUGAGAUUUUUUUCAUUCAGAAGCUCCUUGGUCUUUUUUCUCCCUUGUCAGCCAUUCCCAGUGUUUAACAUCAGAGCAGUACCUCUUACCACCCAUAAAUACAAACUACCAACCAAAAAUGGACCAAAAUCAUAUUCCAACUAUUCUCUGUGGCGGCAAGACUGCAGCACUCAAUCCAUUUACCCACUUCACCUGAUGAAGCAAUGAAGAAUGCUACGCUCUGCACCUCGCCUCUUCUUUACAGAUAUUUUCUGUUCCUGUCAUUAUUCCUCCAUACCCCCAAAACGCCUGAAAAAUCAGGAAAACCGACACAGGCAAUGGAAGAGGGAUGGGUGUUAUUUAAGAUGGAAUCGGACUCUCAUCACCCUGUUCAUGUGUUUGAUAUUUUCUCACUUUUCCCUGUUUUUCUGGCACCACUGUAAUAAUUGUCCCUUGGCUGGAACCCUUUGUUGUCUGUGCUUGAUGUGGGUGAUGUGCUGUAACCCCAAAUGAAGAUCUUCAUGGGAAAAAAAGGAUGUAAACAUUUAAUGCUGACCAGUGUCAGAAAAAAAAGUUACUUUUUUUUGGAAAAUAAUUCCCGAUGGACAGAAAAAAAGUCAAGUGAUUAAUGUUGUGUUUUUCUUUUUUGGUAUUAAAAAAAACCGUAGAGAAUCAACCUGUUCUUCCAGACACAGAAAAUAAGCAAAAAGCCAACGUGUGUGUGUGUGUGUGUGUGUGUGUGUGUGUGUGUGUGUGUGUGUGUGUGUGUGUGUGUGUGUGUGUGUGUGUGUGUGUGUGUGAGUAUUUUGGACAUGAACAGCUUAAUUAGGAUAAGACGAAGAUAUUUUUUGAAAACAGCCCUUGAUAAUAACAGUGAACGUAAGGUAUUAUUAGAAGUCGUAGUGUUGAAGUUAGCUGAAGGCGAGGGGAGGUCACUGAGGUUAGGGCCGGUCCACCUAAAUCACUGACACGCAUACAUACAGUAUUUUCUAAUUUGCCCCUAAGCCAGGCAGAUAGUUUCAGAUGUAUAUGUUGUGGGUUUGAUCCCCUGAAAUUACCGCCGCCGCCCUAAAUGCAAAGAGAUAAAUAGUAUUUCAAUAUAAUGCUCUGCCUCUGAAAUGGCUUCAGAGACAGCAGCAUGUCUCUCCAGAAACAAUGUUCUGGUUAAUCUCAUAAUCCACAAACCCCACAGUGAAUUGUUUUCACUGGGACUGGGAGAAGGCGGUGAAAAUGGCUAAAUUUAUCAUUUGAGCUCAACAAACAAAAUGAACCUCAAUCAUAUUUCUUUGGAGGGAAGGCUGUCAGCAGCACAACAGAAACUCAAACGGAAACUCCCUGCAUGGCUUGAUAUCAAGAGGGGUUCUUGUACUCGUGAUAAAAAAACUCAAUGUCCCCUCACUAGCUUUUUUUCCUACGUUUUUUCAAUCACAACUCAGUUAUUUCGAAGAAGACCAAAAAAUGUUCAACAGAGCCGCCUGACAAUUGGUCAAUAUUGUGCAAGCCAUGAAUAGAACAACAUUUUUAAUGAGAUGCAGUUCUAAUGAAAAAUCUAGAAAGCUGAUCUUUUAUUUAUUUCUCUCUCCUACCCAUAAAAUGUGAUUUAGGUAAACUGACAAUUUAUGAUAGCCGGCAGUAAAUGACUUUGUUAGGGUUAUAGACUCUAAUAUAUUACUAAAUCAAAUGUAGAUAAAAUGUUUCCAUUAUUAAUUUGUGCAUCAAAACACUCAUUUUCACCGAGCACUAUGAGUCCAAGGACAACAUAAACAUGAUUUUAGUUUCUUGGGCUUUUAAAGUAAGUACAAAACAGUCUUCCAGGUGUUUGCCUCGCUGCCUGAGUGUGGCCUCCCCCAUGUAGACAUUUGUGAAAUACAUGACAGUAAUAAUAUUUGGGGGGAAAGUCUUUAUACAUACUGUUCGUUUUGUCUACUGGAAGUGUGUAUGUGUGUGAGUGUCAAUAUUUGAACUUGAGUUUGUGUGAUUGUAUUCUCUGUGAGUCCCUCUGUGUGUAUAUAUCUGCACUGAGUUCUAUUUUGCCAGUUUAAUACAGAACAUUGUUUACCGUUUUUAUUCUGUAUAAAACAAUCCAGAUGUACAAAGAGAUAUGUUUUUUUAAAGUUGUCACUUCUUUAAAAAUCACUGCACUUGUUGACAAUGAUGCUGGAACAAACCUCUCUUCGUGGCAGGGUUUUUUUCCUCGUGUGGUUUUCAAGAACGCUUGGCUUGAAAAGAGAAGCAAAUCUGUUACGCAUGAGCUGAGAGGGAAGGUCGAAGGAAAAUGUCACAAACAAGCUUUACGACAGAUUCAUAAAACCCUGUCUUUCUCCAUACAUAACGUUUAAGUUCAAACAGGAGCAGCUACAACAUUUCGUCCCAUCUGUCCUUUAGAUCUGAUUCACUAAGACCAAAAAUAAUGAAGGGUGGCACCUUAGCAUCACAACUGACGCUCCCCAAACCCCCCCCCCGUCGUGCACACAUGCUUUCUGGCACAAAGUGUUCUGUGUGUGCCUUAUACACCUUGCCAAGUCUUUGCUCUUCACCAUAUGUGCUCCCCCGCUCCAAGUGUCAUGGAGAAAGGGGGGGAGAGGAAA